This is a messenger RNA of Nezara viridula (southern green stink bug), 342 nucleotides long. The record is from the annotation of a GenBank genome assembly. NCBI's taxonomy places the organism in Eukaryota, Metazoa, Arthropoda, Insecta, Hemiptera, Pentatomidae.
AUGCUUCCUUUAUUAAAAUGUACGAUAAUAUCAGACCUUCUUUGUCUAGUUAAGAAGAUGUGCAAAAUAUUUUUCGCCUUCAUCUUCCUCUUCUUAUCCUUCCAGCUCCGCUUGUCCAGGGGAUGGAGCUUCCAUGAAUCAGGAUUAGGAUCAUUUAUUGGUGUGCUUGUUGGAUCCUGGAACGGACCGGAGAGUUUAAUCAUCAACCUGAAUCGAUGUACCGCCACCAGUUGCUGCCCUGCCUACUACCAGUGCUGUGGGGGUGGCAAGUUCUGCUGCGAUCUCGCCUUUCCCAUAUUUAGAAUGAUCCUCACUGAUAACCGUGUUUAUAAUAACCUGUGA